UAGGGUCCCAGUUCUACACUAAAUUCUAAUCAGCAACCUUCUCCGUCCAUUCGCCUCCACAGUCGGAAACAUAACGGCAGCAUACUAAGGUACUUAUUACUUAACCUUCAGCAAGCCCUCCCUCUGGCUGGCGUCAUCUCGUAAACAACAUAUCUUCAGCCACAUCUCGCCAGCACAUUUCCCUCUCUCGUCGCUCACUCUCGUCUCUCACUCUCGUCGCUCAUUUCGCUCGAUUAUUCGACGAGGUCUCUCAACAUAUCUAUAUUCUAUACCUUUCACUCCGGCAGACUCUCACUCCCGGAGUCCCGACUCCCGAGUCCUCUGCUAUGUCCUAUCCAUAUCCGAACCAGGGCUACGGGCCUUACCCGCCCCAACAGGGCCAAUAUCCUCCUACUCAGAGCUACCAACAAGGAGCCUAUCCUUCUAACCAAGGCUAUCAACAAGGGGCCCAUCCCCCCUCUCCGUACGGAGCUCCUCCUCCAGCCCAACCACAUGCCCACGGCUAUCCACCCCCUGGCCCGCCUCCUGGUCAGUAUGGAGGACCCCCUCCCACCACUCCGUACAACCAGCCCCAGAAUUACGGUCAGCCCUCGCCUGCACCUCAACCGCCGGGUUACUAUGGUACUCCUCAGCCUCCUCCAACCCAACAAUACCCACAAUACGGCGCACCACCGUCCGGCCCUCCAGUUCCGCCGACCCCGCCAUCGAUCGGCUACUCUCCUCGACAGCCCAUCCAAUGGAACGCCGACCCCGACGCCGCAGCGGCACGCGCUGCCAUGAAAGGCUUCGGCACCGACGAAAAAAACCUCAUCCGCUGCCUCGCCACCAGGGACCCGCUCCAGAUCAUGGAAAUCAACGCCUCGUUCGAGCGACAGUUCCGACGCAACCUCGAAGCGGACAUCAAGUCGGAAACGAGCGGCUGGUUCCGCGAGGGCCUCGUCUCCAUCGUCCGCGGGCCGCUCUGGUCCGACGUGCAGAACCUGCGCGCCGCGCUCGACGGGCCGGGCACCAAGGAGCUGGUCCUCAACGACAUCCUGCUGGGCCGCUCCAACGCCGACCUGAGGGCCAUCAAGGACGCGUACAGCACGGCUUUCCGCCGGAGCUUGGAAGAGGACGUCCGCGGCGACCUGAGCAUGAAGACGAAGCGUCACUUCGAUAUGGUCCUGAGCGCGACAAGGGCCGAGGACGCGGCGCCGGUGGAUCCGGCCCAGGUGGAGAACGAUGUGAUGGAUUUGUAUCGCGCCACCGAGGGGAAGCUGGGCACGGAUGAGAUGAUUGUGUGCAGCAUCCUCACUUCGCGCAAUGACAACCAGAUCCGCGCCAUUGCCCAUGCUUAUGGGCGGAAGUUUAUGAAGAGCUUGGAGCAGGUCAUCAAAUCUGAAUUCUCUGGCCACAUGGAAGAUGCGCUCCUCUACCAGCUCCGCCAUGGCAUGGACAAGUACAUGCACGCAACCGAGUUGCUCGAAGACUCCAUGAAGGGAUUGGGAACUAAGGACCACCUCCUCGUCAGCCGCGUCGUACGCUUCCAUUGGGACAAGAACUUCCUGGCAAACGUCGUGGCUGCGUACCAACAAAAAUACGGCAAUACGUUGGCGAAGCGCAUUCAUGGCGAGACAAGCGGCGACUAUCGACUGCUGAUGUUGGCCUGUAUCGGGGAGCGCGUUUGACGGGAGGCUGUCCUAUAAUCCUAGGUCUGUGGUCCGGGGGGGGUGGGCGUUUUGGUAAGGUUGGGUUUGCAAGCUUCUAAGAAUAGGUAGGAUACCUAAGGAUACCUCGCCGGUAUGGAAGGAAAAGAUUACACCAUCACCCUCAGUCCACAGCAACAGUAAUAUCAA
Messenger RNA from Sodiomyces alkalinus F11, 1835 nucleotides. Its product is annotated as Annexin. Gene Ontology annotation, molecular function: calcium ion binding; calcium-dependent phospholipid binding. Lineage: Eukaryota; Fungi; Ascomycota; Sordariomycetes; Glomerellales; Plectosphaerellaceae. Gene Ontology annotation, cellular component: cytoplasm. The record is from RefSeq and is a predicted model, not a curated record. The transcript has 3 exons. The coding region runs from base 327 to 1667 and encodes 446 amino acids.